GUCGAAGGGGAGAGAGUGAUAGAAGUGGCAGAAUGUUUGGAGAGUCGGCAGGCACUGGGUGCGAGUGAGAACUGCAGGAGCCGGCGGAUGCGGAUCCUAUAUUGACCGCGCACACAGACAGAUGCACACUCCCUGUCACCGUGUGGAGCAAAUGGCCUGCGGUGCAUUGAGAGGCAGUUUGGGCGGGGGCAGCUCGGACGAGCCUGUCUUCACGCAACUCAAGCCGGUGAGUCUUCAGUCGGAGGAGCAGCAGGCGGCGGUGGCGAUGUUCGACAGCAUGAAGAGUCCAGCGACCAGGAUGCUGGCGGCGGACGACCUGGCUCAGACGAGAUGUGAGAUGGAGAAGUAUUUAUCUCCUCAAUCACUGCCAGCCCCGGAGGUGAAGAAGUAUAGGAGGGACAGUGCCUCUGUGGUGGAUGAAUUUUUCCAGGAUGAAAGAGCCUCCCCGUACAGCGUAAACAUCAAUGUGAUUCUUCCUGAUGUCACUUACCUGCGAACUGGCCUCUGUAAGCUGCAAAGAUCAUCCAUGGUUCAGUCCCAGUCUGAAGCAGUUACUGCUUUUACACAGGCAAACAGGACCCUCACGACCCAGUCUUUACCAGAAUUCACCAGCGUGUUUAACACCUCACAGGCGACCGAUGUCAAUGCCACUUUUAUCAAACAGGAACUGCCCUCUCCUGAAAUGCAUCUGCCUGCAUCCCCACAGCAAGGUCAGUUGUACCAGCUACUAAGCUCUCCAGACUUGGUAAGCAUUCCUGGUAACACUUCUCUCGCACCAGGUAACGUGGCAUGUAUGGGAAACCUUACCAAUCCUUCCGUGUCGGCAGGAAUGACCAGCAUGAGCACACUCUGCACGGUACAUCCACAGACGGCAGUGAAACACUUCCACUCUAUCUCAACAGGCUCGUUUGUGCCAGCGCAGUUCUUCCCGCAACAGCCCACCUACCUCCCACCUUCUCCACCAAAUUCUGAACCCGGAAGCCCCGACAGGCAGCCAGAGCUAAUGCAAAACCUGACCCCACCACCAUCAUAUGCUGCCUCUAUUGCCUGCAAGCUGGGCUCGCCCACAGCAGCCCAUGCCCUUCCAGCAACACUGCAAGUAGGACAACAGAACACUCCACUGCCCAAAUUUAACCGACGAAAUAAUCCAGAGCUAGAGAAGAGGAGAAUUCAUCACUGUGACUUUCCAGGUUGUUCUAAAGUAUACACCAAAAGUUCCCACUUAAAAGCACAUUUGAGAACUCACACUGGGGAGAAGCCUUACAAGUGUACCUGGGAAGGCUGUGAUUGGAGAUUUGCACGUUCUGAUGAACUAACUCGCCAUUUCCGUAAACACACUGGGGCGAAACCCUUCCAGUGCACAGUGUGUAGUCGCAGCUUUUCGCGGUCUGACCAUUUAGCCCUGCACAUGAAAAGACACCAGAACUAGAAGAUGAAUCCUCCCUGAGGCUGAUGUUCAUUAUGCAAACAAGACAUUGUUUCCCAAACAAAAUACCAGACGACCAUUGUGUAUAUGGUAAUCUCUCUGUCAGGUCUUCCAAUAUUUCUGUAUAGAGAAAGGAAGUUUUGAUGUAAAACACAGGCUUGAUUUAAGGGUUUAAGAUUGGAACCCUGUAUAUUUUGUACAUAUUCACUGGGAAUUAUGAGCUGUGUUUAAUUAGAAAGCUUUAAGAAAUUUCUAAUGGGAAUUAAAUUUUUCUUUGUUUUAGGUUUUCUUGAUGUAUAAACUAAGCUCGCGUCCAUUUCAUAGACACACUUGCACUAUAGUGUAGUUGAUUAAUACUGGUAUUUACAUCUGCCAAGUUCACAGCAUUAAACCUUUUUUUUCUAAUGUUUUGACCAAAGCACUGAAUGGUCUUGACAGUGUUUAGUAAAUGUAGCCAAAGACAUUGGGGGAGGAAAACAAAAUCCCACAAAGGGCACAGUGUGAACUAAUACAGAUAAUACUUUCUGCUGAACUCAAAGGGAAUUUGACCUCCUUUUAAUACUUGAGGUUAUCAAAUUGCUUUAUUGGAGUCCUCAUCUCAUCAGCAAGAUAUGGGGUGUUGAAUUUAACUGUAUAACUACAAAAAGAAACUGGCUAAGGCAAUUAAUGAGAUAAUAAAUGAUAACACAGAACUGCAGAAUCCGCAGACAUUUUGGGUGCUUUUCUAUAAUCAGUGAAUGGAAACUGGAUUUUUGGCAAACUGAUUUACUCCUGACUUGACCGAAUCCUCCUUCUGAAAUUAACUUUCAAGCUCUAUGAUGUGCUGACAUGUGGCCUGCCCCACAGUAGGAAAUGGGGUUUGGCCCUGUUUUCCAAAGUCCUUGUUUUAAAAGUUGCAGGAAAAGAAAUUCCUGCAGUUUGGGAGUCCUGUCCCAAUUUACUUUUCUGCCGGUUCCAUGUGUAUUUUAGGAAUGUAAUUGCUUAUCUGGCUUUGUAUUUACACUUCAAUUUUAGCAUCAUCGUGAGGCUAAAGCUGGUAUGUAAAUAUAGCCAAAAAUAGCAUGUAGACGCAUUGGAAAUUCCCAAUGCCUUGUGGAAUUGGAUUGAUUCUCCAAAAGGCUGACUGUUGAGUGUAUAGUUAUUUUAGCACUCCAUUCCAGUUUGAAACUACUGCAAUAAAGAUAUUUAUAUAAAUAUAUAGAUACUGUACGGACAGUGGCACUGCUGCUGAGUAGAACAUCUCAUUCUGCACUCAAAUCAUGGAAUUUCUUGUUUUUUAUAUAUAAAGAAUCUUUGAUUUUUUU
Messenger RNA from Chiloscyllium plagiosum (whitespotted bambooshark), 2730 nucleotides. RefSeq names its product Kruppel like factor 5a (gene klf5a). Lineage: Eukaryota; Metazoa; Chordata; Chondrichthyes; Orectolobiformes; Hemiscylliidae. The record is from RefSeq and is a predicted model, not a curated record. Gene Ontology annotation, molecular function: RNA polymerase II cis-regulatory region sequence-specific DNA binding; DNA-binding transcription factor activity, RNA polymerase II-specific. Gene Ontology annotation, biological process: regulation of transcription by RNA polymerase II.